AUGUCUAAAGGGGAUCCGCUGUAUAAUUUCGAACAGCAGUUUCAAAUAUUCGUGAAGAACAACCCGAACGUGGUGUCCGCGGCGCAAUCGGCCUCGGGGAUUCCUGAAUCAGCAAAGGCCGUGGUAGUACUGUCGCCGCUAUCGUUGAAUCACCAGUUUCCACGACACUGGGUAUCGAAAUCCUACAAAAAGACGAUUGUAGAACGGCCAGAGCGGCUACUGGCAUGUUCAAUGGGAAUCGCGGCGGCGAUCACAAUGUAUCCUGCGCUGUUUACCCUCAAGUCGUCGCACAAGCGCAAGGCAUCACUUCUCUCGGACCAUGUGUUGAAGGUUCAUGGUCGUGAUUGGCCUCAAGAACUUUUAAAGCUAUGCCGGGACUCGCAGGAGUUGCUUGAGCAGCACAAGGUCGAGGUGCCUGCCGACUGGAACGUUGGCGACAUUUAUCUUUCCAGGCAGACGAUCGAGGCGCUUCAGGGUUCGAUAGGUGCCCUGGAGACAGGCGUAGACUCGAUUUUUAGCGGUCCAUCCGUGGAACAAACCAGCAAUCGUGCAUUCGUGGCGGUACGUCCCCCCGGUCAUCACUCACACACGGCCACACCCUCAGGUUUCUGUCUGCUUAACAAUGCACAUAUUGCCAUCGAGUAUGCAGCCGACACAUACGGUAUCACACACGCGGUUGUACUUGAUUUUGACUUGCAUCAUGGCGACGGAACUCAGGACAUUUGUUGGAAGCGCGCUGGGUUCCGUCCCGACGAAGAACCGGAAGAUUCCCCGGGCUACGACGAGUUUGGCAAGAAAUUUGCACCUUUCCCCAAAGUUGGAUAUUUCUCGGUUCACGACAUUAAUUCUUUUCCAACGGAACUAGGUUAUGCUACCAAAGAAAACAUUAAAAACGCCUCAACUUGCGUUAUGAACGCACAUGAUAUCAACAUUUGGAACGUACAUCUUCAGAAAUAUGCAUCAGACGAGGAGUUCACCAAGCUCUAUCAGACUAAGUACAGAACACUCUUCGCCAAGGCAGACGAAUUCUUAAGAAGCGCAAAGCAUGCGAUGAAAGCUGAGGGGAAAGCUUUCAAGGGUUUAGUGGUAAUCAGUGCCGGUUUUGACGCUUCGGAAUAUGAACAACAAUCCAUGCAGCGACAUGGUGUUAACGUACCAACAUUUUUCUAUAACAUGUUCACUAAAGAUGCUCUGAAGCUAGCUCAAAUGCAUACCUACGGUAAAGUUCUGUCUAUAAUGGAAGGUGGAUAUUCUGACGGUGCUAUCGCUUCCGGAGUGUUUUCGCAUCUGAUAGGUUUGCAAAACCAGAACUGGAUCAAUGAAUGGGGGUCAGCUCAGGUGGUUAAAGAAAUUACCCGUGGUUGCAAACCCAAUUGGAAACCAUAUAAGACAAAGCGCGCACGCGACGUGAUUAGAAUAUGGGCUGAAGAGGUGAUUAAAUUGGGACGCGCAAUGAUUCCAGAAUUUCAAGACGUGCUGUUUGAACCGGAAGCGACACUUGGUGUAGUGGAAACAACCUCUGCACGUGUGACGCGGUCUAAGAGGACGCAGCCACAGCCAGUGGCACCUGCUCCCGCCAAUCCAGUCGCUAAGGUACCGGCGUCAAGCCUGCCUCGCAGUGAGACUCCGACGCCGAAAGGACGUAAGCCUGCCAGAAACCACGCUACGUCCGAUGCAGUACCGUUUUUGGAACAGGAGCUACCCAGUGAUGGGGAGGAUGAAGAAGAUGAAGACUACGUAUACGACGAAGAGCUUAAUAAGACCUUCAACCGUACUGUGGAGGACAUUACCAUUGACGACAUAUCGCGCCAUCUAGAAACUUUAGAGAUAGUGCAGUUAGACGAGGACGAAGCGGAUCCUGCCGAUACCGAAUCUGGCCGCCAAUCAACCUCUUCUUCGGACAGAAACGGCUACAAGAUACCCUCAGGAACCACUACGCGGCAUUUGCGUAACAGUCGCACGUCGCGGCUCAUGAAUUUUGACGACAGUGACAUUUCCAUGAUAUCCCACAUCUCCACCGCAAGAGGUCAUACCACAAGAAGUGGCAAGACAAAGUGGUGA
Molecule: messenger RNA, 2061 nt
Organism: Lachancea fermentati
Lineage: Eukaryota; Fungi; Ascomycota; Saccharomycetes; Saccharomycetales; Saccharomycetaceae
Source: the annotation of a GenBank genome assembly